AUGGAGAGGAAUACAACGGCAUACUAUGAAACGCUCGGUGUAUCAAAGUCUGCUACGCCUGAGGAGAUCAAAAAGGCGUAUCGACGACUAGCCCUACGUUAUCAUCCUGAUAAGAACCCUGAUAGUGCUGACCAGUUCAAAAGUAUCAGUGUUGCUUACGAGGUGUUAAGCGACGAGCAAAAACGACGAGUGUACGAUCGUUAUGGCGAAUUAGGAUUGCAAAUGAUGGAUACGGUUGCCAGCCCUUUGUUUGAUCCCGAGAUAGAAUCGAUGCUCUUUUCGUUGUUCUUCACCAUCGGCCUUGUCUUUGCAUUGUUGAUUAUCUUUUUCGCCUUUUUGACGGUGCGUAUCGACGAGAUUGUUCUCUGGAGUUGGGGUGUUGUUUGGAUCCCAUUAUGGAUUGUCAAUGCCAUCCUUGGAUACAUGGUUGUCAAGUACUUUAUCAAGGCCCUUCGAAAUGAUAAGGAUGAUGAUGACGAUGAUGACGACCACGAUGACGAUGAUGAAACCAAACGAGCUCAACGCAAGGCUGCUCGACGAAGAUUACGUGUCAUGCAACAAGGUGUCUUUGUUCUUUAUUGGAUCCUCGUGCUCUUGUUCCAAAUCUUUAUUGUCCUUCGUCUUGAUGAACGAGUGAAUUGGUCUGCGGCUGUCAUCUUUAUUCCCUACUUUAUCCUUGAAGGAAUCCACUUUGUAUUGCAAGCAGUGGCAUUUACAUUGGCUAUACGUGCUGGUGGUGCCAGGGUGGAUAAACGGCAGAUCCCCAUCCUUGUAUUCAAGCAAUUCUGGUUAUUUGCCAUUCGAUUGGUCUUGUUUGUUCUUAUUGCAACGCGUAUCGAUGGCACCAUUCAAUGCUCGUGGGGAGUUGUAUUUAUUCCCUUGUAUGUGGUGGCAGUCAAGUAUGGAGUGCAGCUGGCAAUGAGCUACGCCACGUAUAGCCGCUUAACAGCUCAGCCCGAACUUGCUCACCAAGGCAAGGUGUCUGUGGUACUUGGUGUUGUGGCGUUGGUUGUGGUGGGUGCCUUGGCCUAUGCACUUAUUGGCUUAUUGGCUCGUCGGUUGGACGGCAUCAACUAUAUUCGAAUGGCGACGGUGUUUGUUCCGCUGUUCAUUGUGUUGGCAUUAUUAUGUUGCUGUGCAGGAUGUUGUCUCCCUUGCAUGGUGAUGAUUUCAACGGCUGCUGAUAUGGAAGACCUUGAGCAACAACAACAACUCGUCGAUCCUAACCGCCGAAUCACACAAUCAGGAGAAUCCUCAUCAUCAAGCACAAUGUAG
Lichtheimia ornata is the source of this 1275-nucleotide messenger RNA. RefSeq lists its product as uncharacterized. Bases 1 to 1275 code for a protein of 424 amino acids. The transcript has 5 exons. The record is from RefSeq and is a predicted model, not a curated record. Lineage: Eukaryota; Fungi; Mucoromycota; Mucoromycetes; Mucorales; Lichtheimiaceae.